UGGUCACGUGGCCAUACGUCCGGCCCACUACCGCCCGUAGACGGCGGCAACGGCAACCUGCAAGUUUGCCUCUGUGUGUUUCUCUUUGCCCAGUUCUUUCUAAAUUCAUCUCUCCGAGUGCAAUAUCGGCGCGGGUAAAGAGGAUCGAAAUGGAAGUGUCCCAGAGCAGCUAAGUGGACGCCACCUGUGGAGAAACCACCAUGGCGGCAGCAGGGUGCCAAGCACAGCAAACUCCACCGUCAGCUCGGGUGACCGAAGAUGACGAGGGCUCCAUGAUUGCACAGUUCUACCAGGACCAGGUGGUAUUCCUCACAGGAGGAACAGGGUUCAUUGGAAAGGUUCUGCUGGAAAAACUGCUCCGAUCAUGUCCUGGUGUGAAGCAGGUCUACCUACUGGUACGAGGCAAGAGCGGGGAAGGACCUGAAGCCAGGCUCGAAACAAUGCUCAAAUCUAAGGUGUUUGAGCGGCUUAAGCAAGAACAACCAGGUGCCCUUGAAAAAGUGCGAGCAGUAGCAGGGGACCUGACUCAGCCGAACUUGGGGCUCAGUACAACUGACCAGGCUACCUUAGUUGCGAAUGUCUCGGUUGUCUUCCACUCAGCUGCCACAGUCAAGUUUGACGAGCCUCUCAAACGAGCGGUUCAGCUCAAUGUUCUGGGUACACGGCGUGUAGUGGACCUUUGUAAACAAAUGCCAAACCUUUGUGCUCUUGUACAUGUAUCGACAGCAUAUUGCAACUGUGAUAAACCAGAAGUAGAUGAGGUGAUAUACCCUCCACCUGUAGAUCCCAAAAAAAUUAUAGAAGCUGCUCAGUGGAUGGAUGAUAAGAUGAUGGACACUAUGAGUGGAUUCCUACUUGGGCAGCGGCCAAACACCUACACCCUUACCAAGGCGCUAGCCGAGUCACUGGUGCUUGACGAGAGAGAAAAGCUUCCAGUCGCCAUAGUCCGGCCUUCCAUUGUCACUGCCUCAUGGCGGGAGCCCUUCCCAGGUUGGGUAGACAAUUAUAAUGGCUUCACUGGUAUCAUAGUCUCGUGUGGUCUCGGCUUGUUACAGUCGGUAAUUGUAGAAAAAGAUCGCAUAGCUGAUGUCAUUCCUGUGGAUGUUGUGGCUAACAUGCUCAUCUCUGUCGCCUGGCACACUGCCACAACAAGGCCAGAACAUGUGAGGGUCUACCACUGUACAAGCGGUACCUUACAGCGACAGACGUGGGGUGAAGUGACUGCGACGACGCAGAAGCUAAUUGUGCGGCACCCACUGCCACAUGUGAUGCGCUUCCCGAAGGUUGCUCUGACCAACAGUGCAGCAUGGCACAGUCUCAACUUGUACUGCCUCCAUUACCUGCCUGCAUGCAUAGGAGACCUGGCCUUGCAGUUAAUAGGACGAAAACCCAGAUUCGUAUCCCUUUAUCAGAAGGUUCGUAAGGGCAUCGAUGUUGUGCAGUAUUUCACGACUCAUGGCUGGCUGUUCCGAUCAAACAAUGUGGUGGCACUCGUGGAUGAGCUCUCCUCAACAGAUAAGCAAUUAUUCAACUUUGAUGUGCGAAACCUUGAAUGGUAUUUGUACUGGGAACAGUAUAUAUUGGGUAUUCGCAAGUACCUCUUUAAGGCUGAAGUUUCCAAGCUCCCGGAAGCACGAAAACACAUGAAGUGGCUUUAUAUCACGCACUUGUGUCUCAACCUGCUUGUGGUCACAUUUGUGUGGCGACUGCUGAUGACACGAUCACAGACUGCACGAAACCUCUGCUACUUCAUGCUGACCUUUGCCAUGAGGCUGUGCAAAAUGCUGCCCUCCCUGCGUACCCUGUGAUCUCUGCUGUCACAGAUCAUACAGUGACAAAUGUGCAGUGCAAGACGACGUGCGCCAACAACGACCACGGCUGCUGAAAACUGCCCAGCCGCCCUACCGACAGCGGCCACAAAGACUUUCAGAUGGCCACCCUUCCCACCAUUCCUCUUGCUCCUGGCCAUGCAUACCCCCACGCAUUUGUCACUUGAGGAACUAAAUCCUCUUGCAGCUUCAAGUGAACGUGGCUAUGUGAAUCUUAUAGGGCAUAUGGCAGCUCAAAACGGAUGAGGUGUUGCUGUUGUCACUUUGGUCACUAUCAGAAACACUUCCUACUUCAUGGGCACUUUCGAUUUGCACACGCUGUAUGUGCACAGAAGAGCCAAGCACACUUACGUAGCUCCAUAAUUUAUACAGCGUUUGCAAUACUGCAGAAACUAUUUACUAUCUCAGCAGUCUGUAGCCAGCUGGACUUUCCAUGCCAAGACUAUUCGCUGCAGUCCAAGCAAAGCUUUAGCAUGCCGCAAUAUUGGCAAAACGCUGCUUGUGGCUGGCUUUCUCUGCAAGUUUCACAGUCCAGAUUGCACUGCAAUUGUACUGUAUCGGGAAGUUAGGGCUCUCUGCCUUAUAAGCAGCCUCUCCAAUUGUCCCAAGCUGAUACAAGUUAUCAUAAAUCAUGAUAUGUGUAGAAUUGCAAUGUAACAUUUAAAAACUAAAGUGAAAAGUUAUUCUUCAGUUGACACCUUAAACAGACCAGGGGCCAAAAUUCCUGACAAUUCUUUGCAGCUUUCAUUAUUUCUGCCCUCUGUCAUGCACUCACACAAAGCUGCGCCCUUGCUGUUGCCAGUAUCAGCUGCUUGGUGGGAUGCAUAAGAAAUCAAUAGAAUCAGAGGAGAAGAGUCCUCACAAUGUAUGGCCCCAGAUAUACUGUUCCUUGGCAUUCUUUGAAAACACGAGUUCCUUCUGCUAGCUCUCAGUCAACAGCAAUUGAGCUUAGCAGUAUCUACUUCUUGCAUCUUGAAAAGGUGUGCAAGUAUCUUUGCUUUUUUUAGCAUCUUGAUGAUGACCCAGAAAGAUUGUGAUAAGCCUGUGUUGCACAAGUGGUUUUAGGAUAAUGCCAUUGUUGCUCUGUGGUACUUUUCAUUUCAAACAGUGGAAACUUUCCAGUACACUACAGUGUCUCCCUGUGCCUUUGUUGUUUUCUUUUUUCCAAAUGUUUGUUGCCUACACUUGCAUGAAUAACGCAACUAAUUUUUUUUAAGUGAUAAAAUAACAUACAAUCACUAAAUGUAGGAAUGCUGUUCAUUGCAAUUUUACGCAUAGGCCCUUUUUUUCAUGCUGACAUAUUGAGGCGUCAGUGAUUACACGGGAGAGUUGUCUUAUUUUUGGGUGAGCAUAGAAUGUUGUUGGCAUUAAAUAUACAAAGCUUUAAAUUGAAGGCCUAGUCAUACUCUCUCUUUGAAGUUUGCAUGCUGUGUCCGCAAUACAAGGUUUCAUUGGUGAAUGCUAAGCCUGUUGUGAAGCUUGGGGCUGCGCCAGCAAGUUUUUCAGCACCUUGCAGAGUGAACUAAACAGUGACAAUCUGUGGGCACAGCAAGUACGCUUGUCUCAGAUUCCACAUUAACUUUUAUACAUCAGUAAUACCUUAGCAACGUUUUUUUUUUAACUGCCAAUUGUUUCUAGUGCAAGAGUAGCGGAAUUUUGGUUUUUACUCGACGGUGAGAACAGCAUGUGCAUGCAUCUUUUUCCUGAAUGCUGUGGUCUUGGGUUCGAGUGUACAGCAUUAUAUAGUCUAAUAUAUUUCAUACAGUGUUGGUUCCUCAGCCCUAAUCACUCUAGAUGAGACCAAUGCCAGCUGCUGUCUCAGUGCUUUCCAGCCAGUGCCUUGAGUCUGCGGUAGUUGGAAGAUACACUGCCCGUCCCAGACGGUGCCACUUGCACCCAACCCACCUGCAGAGACUGGCUAUGCAUAAUGAGUAGUGGUGCUUGUGUGCAUUGAAUGUCUGGCUUUGAACUGAAGAAACAUGCUUGUGCUUAGGUUGCAAAGAGAGCGCAGCCACACUAUGUGCAAUCGAUGGGGUAACAAUGUCUGUGGCUCUUCCCAGAAGCCAGUCAGAGGAAGGGCACACUGACCUCUAUUAUCAGCAAUGCCUAGGCCACUUCAGUGUGCCACCACAAAUGCUGCAGCAAGCAUCUUUUCAAGUAACUAAAGUAUUAGGUUUUUUCCAACAAGUGGUGCAUCCAGCACAAAAUUGUUUCUGCUGCUGUGCACCAUUUGCUUCCUAUGGAUCAGUGCUGUGCAAAGAGGCCAUUUUAGCAGGAUCUAUGUUUUGAAUAUAGCUUUUGACAGAGCUCAAGGGCUGUAAAUACUUAACCUGUGUAAAGCUAACCUUCUCAAAGGCUCCUUGUGAAGUCAGGGGUUCUGCCUCUUAACUGGUGCUGCACCUUGCAAGAGCAACGUCAAGAGACUGGCCAACAGAGCAGGGAACCAAGUUUGGGAAGGCAACGUGGCACAGCACAGCAGAAAGCACUUGUCGACUGUAGACAAUUGUAUAAAUGUGGUCAAUAGAAGACCUCAACCAUUCAAUUGUUAAAGAGUAUUGUUUCCUUUCCCAAAUGUAUCCUAUUGUAAGACCUCUUAGGAAGAAAAAAAAAAAGCCUGCCACAGAUGACUACAUCAAGCAAUAGACAGGCAGCUACAUUAUUCACCUACAAUGGUCAGUGCACAACAGUCGUGCUUGGUAUGCUAAUGGGCAACUACUUAUUUUGCUGGAAUAUUGAAACCUUUGUACAAGCUGUACUUUAAGCGAGCAAACUGCUCCUGCCACCGGGUAGGCUGCCGUUUCGUGUACAUGGUACCACUCUACACUUUUUAAAAAUGGCUGGCACCGUAUAACCUAUAUAGAGUCAGCUCAUGAGAAACUUCGAAGUGCUUGGUCUUAGCACAGACAUGUCCGCAACAUGGGGGGAAGGCACUACAUUUAGCUUGUGAAGUCAUUGUACAUUCCUUACUGCCCAUCGAAUGCCAUAAGAAUGUUUGCCACGUAGUUAGUUUUGGCUGCUCCAUUUCACCCCUUUCUACAGUAUACCGGCCACGAGCAGUUCCUGAUGUGCUGGCCGGUAAGAUGAGUGUGCACAAAUGGGGAACUCUUACCUUGCUCUAGUGCUGUAUUCCUCUAGGACAUCUUUUUGCAAUUAAAUGACACAGGGGUCACCAGUGCAUCGUUUUGAAUGAGAUGCUGCUUUUUUUUAAAUAUUUCCUUAGUGCCAAAGUGUACAAUGCGAGAGUGAGUCGGUGCGUAGCAAAGGCACUAGUUUAUAACGCAGGACAAAGGCAUAGAGGCCAUGAGAUUGCCCAUGUCACUAAAUUCUAGCAUGGUAGUCAAGCUUCUUAGAACAAGCGUCCAUUUUGGGGGCUAUCGACGAGGCUGCGUGCACCUGUCAAAAUAGACAAUGCAGACACAGCCAUCACAAACUGAAAUAAAAUCUUGCAAAGGUGAAA
This is a messenger RNA of Rhipicephalus sanguineus (brown dog tick), 5286 nucleotides long. Its product is annotated as fatty acyl-CoA reductase 1. Gene Ontology annotation, molecular function: alcohol-forming very long-chain fatty acyl-CoA reductase (NADP+) activity. Gene Ontology annotation, biological process: long-chain fatty-acyl-CoA metabolic process. NCBI's taxonomy places the organism in Eukaryota, Metazoa, Arthropoda, Arachnida, Ixodida, Ixodidae. The transcript is spliced from 13 exons. The coding region runs from base 201 to 1808 and encodes 535 amino acids. Gene Ontology annotation, cellular component: peroxisome. The record is from RefSeq and is a predicted model, not a curated record.